AUUCUUUCAAACCCGUUCCACUUCCCCGUAAGCAGAACCCCACACCGAGGAGAGAGGACCUCGCCAUGGAGACCGCCGCCGCCGCCGCUGCCGCCGCUGCCGCUGCCAUUCCUCUCUUCAUCCCGAGUUCUUUCCUCUUAUCGCGCUUGCCUACACUCACGUCUUUAGUCUCCAAAUCUGUCAUCCCGGGGCCUUUCUUCUCCUCCACUUCUGCUUCCAUUCGAGAGCCUAUUAUCCGAUUAAAAACCCUCAAGACCUGGCGAUUCCCACCUUCGUCGUGUACGUCACCUUACCUGGACCCGGAGCCUUCGCGGAAGCUCGGCCUCCUCAUGGAAGUCGAUGGGGUCCUUGCAGAUGUAUAUCGCCUAGGCAACUGCCAAGCAUUCAAUGUAGCAUUUCAGAAACUUGGGCUUGAUUGUGCAAAUUGGACGGAACCAAUAUUUGCAGAUUUGAAAAGGAAGGCUGCUGGUGAUGAAGAAAGGAUGCUGAUAUUAUUUUUCAACAGGAUUGGCUGGCCAACUUCAUUGCCCACUAAUGAGAAAGAAACAUUCUUGAAAAGUAUAAUGCGGGAAAAGAGGAAAGCUCUAGAAGACUUUGCGAUGUCACGUAGUUUAGCUUUACGGCCUGGAGUUGAAAAGUUUAUUGAUGAGGCAAUUCAAGAAGGUCUACCUCUAGUUUUGCUUACUGCAUAUAGCAAAAAUGGUGAUGAAGUAUGCAGAUCCAUAAUUGAGAAGCUAGGCCAUGAUCGAACAUUGCAAGUAAAAGUAGUAGGAAUGGAUGAAGUGCAACAAAGUUACUAUGGACAGCUUGUUCUUGGUGAAGGAGUCUCAUCUAGUUUGGAUGAGCAGCUUGUUAAAGAAGCACGAAAAGCUGUUUCAAUGGAGAAGCAAAGAGUUGCUGAGGAGGUUGCCUCCAUUCUAAAAUUGAGUGUUGAUAUUGAUACAACCUCAACUGAAAGCACUGAUUUGGUUGUUGCAACAUUACGGGCUGGCGCAGAAUAUGCUGGAUUACCUGUGCAAAGCUGCGUGCUCAUUGCAGGGAGCCAAUCUGGUGUAGUAGGAGCUGAGAGGAUAGGCAUACCCAGUGUGGUUAUUCGAAGCAGUUCCACUGCCCGAGCUGAGUUCCGCAGAGCAAAAGCUGUGAUGGAUGGAUUCGGCGGAGCAGAUCUAACAGUCUCUAAGCUCCUCAGCAAGAGAUUUGCCGAUCCAAGCUAAAGAACCUAACAAAUGGCGCACUUAGUACCAUCAGGUGUAUUCCUAAUGCCCAUUGUAUUAGCUAUUUCCUGUUAGCAAUGUGAGUUCAAAUGCCACUACAGAUUUCGCCAAUUUUAUAAAUUGCAUUCUUAAUGUUGCCUGAACAUUGCACUAUAUAUAGUGAAAAGUAGUCACAGGUUGUUGACAAACUAUGCUUCACUUCCCAAUUAGAUGGCAAAUCUGAUUAAGAGAUCUAUACAAUUACAGCUAUUUGGUCUU
Molecule: messenger RNA, 1472 nt
Organism: Dendrobium catenatum
Lineage: Eukaryota; Viridiplantae; Streptophyta; Magnoliopsida; Asparagales; Orchidaceae
Exons: 11
Coding region: 66-1214 (382 amino acids)
Molecular function (GO): hydrolase activity
Source: RefSeq, a predicted model, not a curated record